GUUACAAUGUUCGUUUCUUAUUAGGAUAAACGUUAAUACUCUGGACAAGGCCGCUUACAGGGCGACAUUAAGUUAAGAGUGAAGUAUGUCUUCCCUUUAUGUAUCACCUUCAUCCAGAGAACACACCUUUGACCCUGUUGGGGUGAUUUUGAGCCAAGGUGGAUGUUUGACACAUGAUCAUGGGCCCAUGAUGGGACCUGAGCUCGGCAUGAUGGAGUUGUCAGAGGUUGAAUAUACAAACUUUCAGCACCUUAUCCAGGCACAUGUGGAGGCACACAUUACCCCUUUAGAUUUGCCUUAUGCCAAAUCUCAUCCAAGUGCUACAGUGAUGGUUAAAGACACCACUGGAUCCACAGCACAAUCCCCCUUAGCAACCACUCAAGCUAUUGACCUUUCGACUUCAACUGAUGACCACAGUCUGAUGCCAGGAGAAAAGACACCAGCUUCUUAUGGAGAGGUCCCAGGUUUUGUGCUGGCCAGAGUCAGAGGAGAAGACAGCCAGAGUGAACCUUACUCCAACAGCAGCUCAUUUUCACAGAAAAAAUCUGUAUCUGCUGCUAGAGUUUGUUUGGAGAAGAGGUUUAACACCAUGUCUGCUGACACCCCAAGACAUCAAGAUAUCAAGUCGGCAGUUCUUAGCAAUUUUCUGACAAUGCUGCAGCAGUCUGCUGAGGCUCAAGAUGCAGUCAAACACCCUCAAAUGCGGUUUGAUGUUUCCAGCCCAUUUGUUGGGGGUGUAUUUACCCCAAUACCCAACAUGUGUGAACAAGUGAUUGGCCAUAUUCCUCACAUGAUUGAACCUAAUAAGCACCAGGGUUUAAUCAUCCCAAAGAGUUUCUCGAUUAAUUUCUGCCCAGAGAGGGUUGGUACAAAAUCUCAGUUCACCGGUGGCUGCAACUCAACAGAGGACCAGCUGUUGUUCAACAUAGAAAAUGAUGUGGUGACACGUACUGCCUUCAGGAAGCUUGGUAGUACCCAAAGCUCUCAACCUACAAAGGUUGCUUCGACUGACCCAGACUUCGCCGGAAAAUCAGGGAGCAGCACUAGGAAAAGAGCUCGACCCCACAUGUCACAUAUCCAGCGCAGGGAGAGACACAACAUUAAGGAGAGGGAACGCAGGAAGAGGAUCCGUUUGUACUGUGAUGAGCUGAACAUGCUGGUGCCAUUCUGUGAGUCGGAUACAGACAAAGUCACCACCCUGCAGAUGACCACUGCCUUCCUUAAAUACAUCUAUAAAACAUAUGGAGACACCUUCAAAGAGGAGUUUCAGAGGGCUUUCACUGAGGGCAAAGAACACUUUCUGAAAUCCAGCCCUUCUUCAGGCAAGAACCCGAUCCAGCGGGAGAUGGACACGGUGCUGAGCAUCCCUCUUGGGGUAGAGCAAUGACCCUUUCCAUACUUGAUCUAAUCAGGGCUGGUUUUUUUCUGCAGCAUCUUAAGACAACACAUGAAUGAUUGUCAUGUCAUACAUACUGUAGGUGGCGCUGUUUCCCUUUGCAAACAGCAGAUAGUUCUGGAUGGACUAGAUUUUCAACUCUUCAGCGAUGAAUUUAGUUUAAACUAUCCGAGCACCUUUUCAUAUUCAACUGUAUUUUCAUUGAAUUAAUUUAAAUUUCUAAAUGUUCAUAGAGUAUGUUCAGUUCAGUUUUCUUGUCGACAUUUAUUCUUAAAUCAUAUAUUUAAAUGCACUUAAAAUUCAUCUGCUCCUAAUUUAAAGUUCUGUAAAUGAAUGGGAUAACUUGAUAUUCAUUUCUGUUAGCAUAUUCCUCUGACAUGCAGACUGUUCAUUUGAUGCAGAGAAGAGUAAUCCUUUACUGAAAAGUGGCUUUAUUUGUUCUUUCUUACAACAUGUCGCUGUAGCAUCUUACUGUACAUACAACAGUCACCCACAAAUAAUAAAUAGUAUUUAAGGUCAUGUAUAUUUAAUAGUUACAGCACCGGUAGUACAUAGUGGAUGUUGUCAUUGUAGAUUACCCAAAAAAAAAGACUGCUCCUAAGGUUCUUACAUUUAUUUUACAAUGUCUGAUUUAUGCAUCCACAAGUAUUGUUGUUGUUGAUUCUCAAAGCUAAAGAAUCAUUUAAAAAUACAAACAAAGAAGCUGUAGAAAAAAAAACAAGACUAUCAAAAGGUAAAAGUUUUUGCAUUAAUCUACACAAUUUCUGGGCACCUGGGUAUUUGUGUUUUUUUUAUUCCUUUUACAAUACACACACAGCUCCUUGACAGAGGUUGUUUUGCCUCUGCCACCUGUUUCCAUAUUUUACACUGUUAGCUUGAAUGUUGAGGUAACACCUGUGAUUGACAUGAAUGGGCAAUGAUACAUGCACAUUCACCUCAGAGCCAGUCACUGUUGUUUUUAGAGUCAUCUGCAGAACAUUUUUAACCAAGGUAAUGGGGGCAUGUACAAAGUUUGUAUACACAAAAGGACUCGUCGUUCUCUUCCAGUUGUCAAGUCUUGUUAUGUGAUACUGUAGUAUUUGGAGCAUUGCUGUUGUUCUCUGGGACUCUUCUUGGCCUCGGUCCACUUUGUUUCUGGAUGUCAUCUUGAUGUUUUGUCUCUCAGUUGCUCUGGUUUUCAUCUCACUCCUCGGAUGUUCCUCCUCUCAAAAUAUCACACCUGUUUGAUGUUACUCUUCCCAUCUUGUGAUAAAGUUAUUUUAAUAAAGAGGACAUUUUUUGUGA
Molecule: messenger RNA, 2680 nt
Organism: Gymnodraco acuticeps
Lineage: Eukaryota; Metazoa; Chordata; Actinopteri; Perciformes; Bathydraconidae
Product: transcription factor-like 5 protein
Exons: 7
Coding region: 86-1387 (433 amino acids)
Biological process (GO): regulation of DNA-templated transcription; spermatogenesis
Cellular component (GO): nucleus
Molecular function (GO): RNA polymerase II cis-regulatory region sequence-specific DNA binding; DNA-binding transcription factor activity, RNA polymerase II-specific; protein dimerization activity
Source: RefSeq, a predicted model, not a curated record